AUGUCAAGUAACAAAUUCGGCUCCGUCCUUGUUACCGGCGGCAAUGGCUUUAUUGCCUACCACAUCAUCGCUAAAAUCCUCGAGGAGGAGCCUGACUGCAUAAUUCACUCAAUUGACGUGAAUACCGACCGUAACCGCCACCCUGACCCGAAUGUGCACUACCACUAUGGUGAUCUAUCCUCCGCUGCGGACGUGCAGCGGAUCAUGCAGCUCUCCCGCCCUGUCACCAUCUUCCACACUGCAUCUCCCGAAUUCUCCGAUGCACCUGAGUCAGCGUACCGCGGCAUUAUUGUCGACGGUGCCCGCUAUCUCAUAGAGGCUGCUGUUAAGCUGAAUACCGUGAAAGCCCUGGUAAAUACCUCAACUUCGGGCGUUAUAAACGACAACCAUACCGAUCUCAUCGAUGCUACAGAGGAAAUGCCAAUCCUCCGUCCUCCACGGCAAAAGCGCCUCUACUGCAUUGCGAAAGCAGAUGCGGAAGAUAUCAUCCAAGCUGCCAACCGCAAUGGCGGCCAGGACGAUCACGGCAUAAUGACUUGCGCGAUCCGACCGAGUCUUGCAUUCGGCGAGCGUGACGCCGGCACCUUGGGCAAGAUGUUCGCCGUGGCUCGUCAAGGCAAGUCCCGUUUCCAGAUGGGCAAGGGACAGAAUCCGUACGAUUUUGUCUACGUCGGAAACCUUGCCGAUGCACAUCUUCUUGCCGCCCAUGGCCUUCUUGAUGCAUGGGGAAAGCCUCCUCCGACUGACAAAGCUGCGGGACGUGUCGAUGGCGAAUGCUUCCAUAUCACGAAUGAAGACCCCUGGCUCUUUUGGGACUUCCAGCGGGCGGUUUCUGCUAUAACGGGAAACCCAAUCCGACCCGAGGAUGUCAUAGUGAUCCCGAAGUGGGUUGGGCUAACAAUUGGAUUUGUGAAUGAGUGGGUUGCGUGGUUGGUAUAUGGUAAAAAGGCCAAUAUGACUCGUGAGGGUAUUCGGUUCAGUACCCUAAUGCGUACGCUUAAUGGAAGCAAGGCUAGGCGGGUGCUUGGAUAUCGCCCAAAGGUGAAUAUGCAGGAAGGCCUGGAGCGGAGUGUGAAUUGGUUUAUGGAGAACGCGCGGGAUUAG
Penicillium odoratum is the source of this 1104-nucleotide messenger RNA. RefSeq lists its product as uncharacterized. Lineage: Eukaryota; Fungi; Ascomycota; Eurotiomycetes; Eurotiales; Aspergillaceae. Gene Ontology annotation, molecular function: 3-beta-hydroxy-Delta5-steroid dehydrogenase (NAD+) activity. The record is from RefSeq and is a predicted model, not a curated record. Gene Ontology annotation, biological process: steroid biosynthetic process. The transcript has a single exon. Bases 1 to 1104 code for a protein of 367 amino acids.